Messenger RNA from Empidonax traillii (willow flycatcher), 4278 nucleotides. RefSeq names its product zinc finger DBF-type containing 2 (gene ZDBF2). The transcript has 7 exons. Lineage: Eukaryota; Metazoa; Chordata; Aves; Passeriformes; Tyrannidae. Bases 196 to 3378 code for a protein of 1060 amino acids. The record is from RefSeq and is a predicted model, not a curated record. Gene Ontology annotation, molecular function: zinc ion binding; nucleic acid binding. Gene Ontology annotation, biological process: genomic imprinting; epigenetic programming of gene expression.
CCAUUCCCUUCGCGGGGCGCGGCUCGCCGACCCGGAGCAGGAAGCACAGGAUGGCGUCCCUUGACCCCAGCGCUGCAUCGGAGAGCUAAUGGGGAAUGAUGGAGAUGGGAUGAAAAAAGAAAAGUGUCCUCCUGCACUGCAAAUGGCCUCCUGUUCAACACUAAUUGUUUGCUAGUCUGGAGUCAGCUUUGGUGGAUGAAGAAGGCUGGUGAGUGUAAGAUGUUUGACAGAAUCAGACGAUCUGAUGAAGCUUCUGCUUCUUCAGCACAGGGAAUCCAAAGACAUGGUGCUGAAGGUUCUCUACGUCGGGACAGCAGUAGCAGUUCCCACACAAGAGGGCAAGAACGUGCUUGGCCUGGAGCGUCCACUGUGCAAAAUAGACAAGGGUACUGCAACUGUUGCCAUGUACACUACAGUAAUCUGGAACAGCAUGUUUUCAGCUCCCAGCACAGACAUUUUACGACAUACUGUAGGAAUCGUACAGGUACCAGUAGCUUGAUGGAGCGUUUCCUGCAAGAUGUUUUACAGCAUCAUCCCCACAGAUACCAUGACAACAGACCAACAUACGAUGACAUGCCACUUCCCAUCACUCUGGAGACUCCUAGUAUUUCUUGCCUGUCCCCAGCAGAGAUGCAGAAAAAGAGGAACAGUGAUAAACAGCAGAUUUCCAGCAAAGACAAGGAGUCCAUUGGUGAAAUACACUCUUCUGCUCCAUGCCUGUCUCACGAGGGCACAGAGAAAACUUCUAUAACACAAGCAGUUUUUCAAAACCUAGAAAGAGGCCAGGAACAUGUUCCAGGAAUAUCCCAGCAGUCUACUGGCAUCUGUAGCGACAAGAAAUGGGUUACUCUGAAAAAUGCAAAUCAUAGCCAUGAAGGUCAGUUUACAGCUGUGAGCCCUGUACCUCAGCAAUUUUCCAUCAGUCCUAUAGUCCACAGUUCUUCUGCUAAUCCUAAAACAGGAAAAAAUGUUAGGGAUUUGGCAGCAUCCAAUCUGUUUCUCCAUAGUGAAUGUGAUGAAAGGGCAGCGAAGGCGUGCAAUAGUGAUGUGUUAUUGAAGCCAUGCUUGAAUCCUGCUCCAGCACUGGCUCACCCAAAACGCUCUUCAGUUUCUCAUCAGAAUCCUACAUGCAGCCACAGCAAUUCUUUUUUUAUUACCUCAGGUCAAUCUCCCUCAAAGCGAGAUAGUUUACGAACUCAGGACGAAACUUUGGUGUCUGAUCUCCAUCUCAGGGAUACUGUGGGUAUCAGCAGCUCCCUAGAUCUUGGGACAUCCCCACAAUUAGCAAGAUGCAAAAACGUGAAGACAAACAGAGGUGAUGGAAGUUCAGUGGAUGAAAUUAUUGAAGAUGUAAUUUUGAAAUACUGCCAUGAAACUACAUCUGAAGAAAUUUAUAUCAAAGAAGAGAAUAAUCCAUGUUUAACUUUCUCAUCACAUCUGGACCAUACUAAUUUAGAGGGCUCUGAAAUGAGUUUUGACUGUGAUGCACCAAUGCAGGCAGGAACAGACUUACCCAAGGCAGCUAUAAAAGAUAUAGAGUUCCUAAAAGAGGUCCAAGUAAGUUUGCAAGAUAAAGACUAUGGAACACAGCUCUGCUCUGUUUUAAAAACUGAGUCAGUAGAGAAAACAGAAGCAGUGAAACAGGAUAUCAUAGUUCAUACUGAAGAACCAGUUCUUCCAGCUCUGCCUCAUGUGCCUCCUUCUUUUGUGGGAAAGACUUGGUCUCAAAUAAUGUAUGAAGAUGAUAUAAAAAUUCAAGAACUUGUGCGUGAUUUCAGGGAGGGUCGUUUUCGCUGCUAUUUUGACAAUGAAUCGUCAGCCAACUGUACAGGCAGGAGAACGAGGAAAAAAAAACAGAAGGAUGAAAAAAGGAUCAAUGUUAUUGAGGGUAACAGAACAGAAAGUGCACCAGUUAAAGCAUUGCCAGAAUUUAAUGAUGUUUUAAGUGGUGGCUCUGAUUUUGAUAACCCAUCUUUAGCCUCAGAUACUCUAUGCAACCCACAAAUACUUAAAAUGCCUAGGAAAAGAACAUGGCGACUGGCUUCAAGAUGCCAGGUGGUUAAAGUCAGCCACGGCACCCAAACAAGUCUAUUGAACUACCCUGUAGCAAAAAAGAAAAUGUCUAGAAGAGAAUCUGAUCCAGCUGAUCAGAAAGCAAACAUUGCGCGGUUGGAGAAUGAAAAAACUCCAAACAUGAAAACUAGACUAUGUGCCCUUAAGCUUCCAGAGUCCUACAGCAAGAUUAUGAGUCCUGUACAGCCCAAGACAGUGGUGUAUGUACUCUCGUGCCCAGAGGUAAAACAGUGUAAAGGUAAACCUGUAGAUGCUUCCAAAAUGAGGAAAAAUCGAAACUCCACAGAUAGCAAGGACUCUGUAAGGUAUAAAUACAAACAGUGUUCUUUCAAGUAUUAUGAUCCACUGACAAAUCGAAUUCUGAAAACGCCUCCAAAGAGUACGGUUGGAGAAAAGGCCAAAAAGCCCUCCCAUGUUCGCCAGCUUUUCAGAAGUCUCAGCUUUGAUGCAAACAUGCGAAAACUAGCGGAUGCACAGAGAGAAAGCACGUCAUCAAAGUCACUCAACUGGUCAGACUACUACAGUUCAUCUUCAGCGUCUUUCCUGACAGAUCCAGAUAAAGGGAAUGAUACAGCCUCAAGUCAAAAGGCAGAUGGAUCUUCUGUUUCCACAGAAAGAACAGAUUGUCUUGUGUCUAGUCACUCUGAGAACUCUUUUAAACACUUGAUCAUUUCACCUUUGAACUCUGUGAUAGAAGGAGAUUGUAGAUUAAUUCCAUUUAAUAGAAUUACCAAAACUCCUCUGACCUCCAUCAGGAGUGAGUGGUUAGAGAGGGAGAAUCCAAAGGCAAUAUGGAAGAGGAAAGAGGGCACUAAUAAAGAACCAGUUUUUUCCAGAAAGGCUUCAGGAUCUAAGUCUGUCACAUGUACUGUUGGGAGGAGAGGAAACAGAGUAACUGCAGGCAAACAAACUUCCAGAACUAAAAAACAGCAAAAAGAGGGGUUGAGAAGACAACUUCAUCCUCGUGCCCAGAAAUCUGCUUUCUCCAUCCAUAGGUGCCAGACAAGGAAAACUACAGUGGGAAAGCACCCUAAGAAAGAAAAGCCUGAUGCUAAAAAAUUAAAGGUGAGGAGUAAACCAAAAAGGGCCUUUCUGAGCUCAACAGUUGUAACAGGGAUUCCUGAAAAGAGGCAGAAAGUCACAUCAGAAUCUUUUCCCAAGAAACCAGAGCAAGCUUCCUCCAAAGUCAGGAACUGGAAAGUAAGUGGAGAUCGGGGUCAUCCUAGCACUGUGAACAGACGCUCUCGAAGAACAACUGCUGUACCAUUACUUCGAAACUGUCUUGUUCUGCCAGGUGAGAGCUAGCUACCAAAAGAACUUUUUUUUCUUUUUUUAUAGCCGGCACCUGGAAAAAGGAAGGGGGAAAAAAGGAGAUCGUGGACAACGCAGUUGAAGUGCUAGAGCUCCAGAAAGUACAAAGCCAGUCUAAUGUGAAACGAAUACAACUGUAAACUCAGCUCUUGUUCCUGGAAUAAGGGGACAUGAUGUAUUGCACUGUUCUACUGUGUAAAGCUGCAGAAGUUGUAGAUUUGACUUAAAAGCACUUAGAUUCCUAUUUACUAGACUUCACCUGUACAUCAGCAAAAUGACCUUGAAUAGUAUCAUAUUGAUUAUAUGGUAUUAUCAGUGCGUGACAGUGCACUAUAAUAAGGUAAUUUAGAAACUGUGUUAAUUAAUUGUGCCUAAUUUAAUUUCUUCACAUAAUUCUAAAGUGCAAAAAAUGACCUGGUUGUUAUGCUAGAAAUUAAAUGAAGAUACAUCAGUUUGGGCUGAAUUCUGUGUAUGUAUUUUGUGUUUGUGUAUAUGCGCACCUUCUUCAACACGUAAUAUAUACUUGCCUGUGGAAUGGCAUUAAAAUUAAUACAGUAUGAUACAAUUCAGAUCCAUUCAGUGCUUUCUUGAAAUGUAAUUUUACACAUUUUUGUAUUGACUUUUUUCCUGAAAGCAUGUCCAAAGCAAUUGUUUUAGACAAAAAGUCACUGUGGGCUCUCAUCAAGCAAUAAUGGACCAUGUUGGUAAGGAAAAUGUCUUUUUGGGGGACUGUUCAAAUGGUGGUGGCUAAAGUGAAGUUCUAAAUUCCAAAAGAAAUACAGGCUUAGGUUUGGGGGUUUUUUGUUUGUUUUUGUUUUUAGUAGCUUAUUGAGAAAGUUUAUAGGUGAAUUUUACAUUCCUGAGUGGAGGGGGAUGGAAAAGUAAUAAUGCAAA